AUGGAAGCCCAGUCCGGGGACCGGCAGUCUUCUGCACCCGCGCCGGAUGACCUUCCAAAUGGUAAACGACGAUGGCGUCGCAAUCGUGUAGCGUGCGAUUCAUGUCACACUCGGCGCGUUCGAUGCGACCGGGCUUUUCCCUGCUCCCGCUGUCUGCGCAGUGACACCCACUGUGAGUUUACGCGGGAGCGCAGAAAACGAGGGCGGAUCGCGCGUUCCAAACCAGAGACUGGGGCUGCCGCGUCUACCUCUACCUCAAACUACACGAGGGGAUCCAAUGGAGAUCAGAAAGUCCUCAUGCAGCCAGCGCUGUCGCCAAUGCUGCAAAGCUCGCCUGAAUCGUCCUUCCAUCCCAGAUCACCAAUGACGAAUGAACCGAGUCUCUCGGCACCCAGCGUUGAAGGUCCACAUCCCGCGGCGGAUGACCACCAUCCUUCUCGAGCAGCGCCGGAAGCGAACAACACAACGGAGGAAUGGCUAUCGGCGGCUCAUCUAUCCCCAGACUCGUAUGAGCUUCUGGGUGGAGUGAAUGGAGGAGAUGGGCCAUUGCCACGCUUGUUGGACGUUUGGAACCCACUUGAUUUGGCAGGCCAUCCGCCACAACCCUCGCAAGCCCGAUCUAUGCCGGCGCCGAACGUUCCUGGCCAAAGCUACGGCUCUAGUUCGCGAUCAGGCCUAAAAUACCCUGUGCUGGAACCCAUCAUGCCAUUUCUGGGGUCCAAUUUGCCCCGUCGACUGGUCGGCGAUCUGCUUGAACUUUAUUUUACAAGUGCCUUUUCAACACACAUGCAUCCCGUUUGUCACCAUAUCCAUUGUUAUGUUUUACGAAAGGCCUCCUUUUUGAGCACCGACCAUCCUCGGCCGAGCAGCCCAGCCUUGUUGGCCAGUAUGCUUUGGGUCGCUGCGGUCGAUGAUCGUGCAUUCUCUUUGUCAAUCUCUCCGCUCCAGCGACGGAAAAUUUGUCAAUUCUUGUGUGCUUUAACGAUUCGACUCUUACGACCGUUAAUCCAUGUUUCAUUCAAAGACCAAGAGUCCGCGGAGAAUCCCAAUGGCUCUCAAGACUUCGCAGCGGCGGGAGCGCAUCAUCCGUUCGAAGGUGUGGGCGAUGACAAGGGGCUCGUAGGCCCAGCAGGCUCCCUCGAUGAUGUAAUCACAUAUAUACAUGUCGCGUCUAUCAUAUCCUCCAGUGAACAGAAGGCUGCUAGCAUGCGAUGGUGGCAUGCGGCCUUCACACUAGCUCGAGAACUGAAGCUCAACCAGGAGAUUGAAGUUGUGCCGAAUGUAGAUGGCCAAAGCGAUGGAUCGAGUCCAUCCUUUGGAUACCCCUUAGGGAGCUGGGCGAGCUCCCCAGGAGGCCCUGCAUUUGACUAUUCCAAUCCAUCACGGCCAAGUUUGAACUGUAUCUGCGAUGAAACACGGAAUCCUCAGAACAGCUUCACAGUGACCGAGGAGUACCGCGAAGAACGCCGUCGCACUUGGUGGCUGCUCUACAUCAUGGAUCGUCAUCUGGCAUUAUGUUACAAUCGGCCGCUAGCUCUCCUAGACGCUGAAAGUGAAGACUUACUUCUACCCCUGGACGAGGGUUCCUGGCAGGCUGGGAAUAUUCACAGCAACAGUCCUCGCUCCGAUGGGCCUCAAUGUCCUCGAUCAGGCGAUCGAAACAAGCGCCGUGUCUUUCCCAAUUUCAUCUGUCAUGAUCACUCUAUUCUGGGCUUCUUUCUACCGCUCAUGACCAUCACUGGGGAGUUGAUUGAUCUGAAUCAAGCGCGAAAUCACCCCACCCUUGGUCUGCGGUUACAAGGCAAGGAGGCCUGGGAGGUCCAUGUCGCGGAGGUGCUACGGCAGCUUGAGACCUACAAGGCGAGCCUGACCACAUUCGCCGCUGCCACAACUGUUGACCCCGAAGCACCCCUGUCGACUGCCUUCAACCCAAAGCUAGAUGAGCCCGUUGACUCGAAGUUAUCUGAAGCGUAUUCGUGGCAUACGCAAACAGUGAUUGCCUAUUCGUCCUAUUUGGUCCACGUUCUCCAUAUUCUUCUCGUUGGUAAAUGGGACCCGGUGUCCUUGAUCGAGGACAAGGACUUUUGGACGUCCUCGCCAGCCUUUGCAUCCACCAUCUCGCACGCCUUGGAAGCUGCGGAUUCUGUGCAGCAAAUCCUGCGGUUCGACCCAGACAUCAGCUUCAUGCCCUACUUCUUUGGCAUCCAGCUCCUCCAGGGAAGCUUUCUUCUACUGCUAAUCGUGGAGCGAUUGCAAAAGGAGGCAGGGGAGGGCAUUCUCAACGCCUGUGAGACCAUGAUUCGUGCCACGGAAUCCUGCGUGGUCACCCUCAAUACGGAAUACCAACGAAGCUUUAGGCAGGUGAUGCGCAGCGCGGUCGCUCAAGCUCGCGGCAGGCCCGUUAACCCCAGCGAAAUCCGCCAUCGUCGUAAGGCGGUGCUAGCCCUCUACCGAUGGACCCGUAAAGGGACUGGAUUAGCUUUGUGA
This is a messenger RNA of Penicillium pulvis, 2487 nucleotides long. RefSeq lists its product as uncharacterized. Lineage: Eukaryota; Fungi; Ascomycota; Eurotiomycetes; Eurotiales; Aspergillaceae. The transcript is spliced from 2 exons. Bases 1 to 2487 code for a protein of 828 amino acids. The record is from RefSeq and is a predicted model, not a curated record. Gene Ontology annotation, molecular function: zinc ion binding; DNA binding; DNA-binding transcription factor activity, RNA polymerase II-specific. Gene Ontology annotation, biological process: regulation of DNA-templated transcription; DNA-templated transcription.